This is a messenger RNA of Botrytis byssoidea, 2630 nucleotides long. RefSeq lists its product as uncharacterized. Gene Ontology annotation, biological process: actin filament organization. NCBI's taxonomy places the organism in Eukaryota, Fungi, Ascomycota, Leotiomycetes, Helotiales, Sclerotiniaceae. The transcript has 8 exons. Gene Ontology annotation, molecular function: actin filament binding. The record is from RefSeq and is a predicted model, not a curated record. The coding region runs from base 392 to 2230 and encodes 612 amino acids.
UUGUCUCGACUCUCCUCAUAUUUAAUAUGAGACGAUAUUGACAAGGGGCCCGUGAUUUCCCAUUGUAGUGAACUUUAAAACCCCGUGUAAUCUUUGGCGGGCGCAGCAAAUCUUUAAUAAACCGCGAAACUGCGAAACUGCAACAUUCGCCGCUAGAAUUUGAGUUUCACCAUCAUUUAUUACCUACAGCCUGCAAAGCGAUAGAUAGGUAGCAUCAUCAAAAAGACUUUUGGAUGAGCUCCGCAUAAUCAUCCCCUCACAAGUAACAAAAACAAACAACAACUGAAUUAAAAUAUUCUUUUUUUGAAUUUCCUCCUCAACAUUUAUUAAUUGCCUGCAUUUCAAUAACUUUGAUCCCCUUCUUCUUUCCAUAUCAUUUGUAUGAGCCGGGAUGGCUGGUCGUUUUGUGCGCGCGUCGAAAUAUCGACAUGUCUUUGGUAAAUCAUCCAAGAAGGAGGCAUGCUACGAUAACUUGCAUAUCAGUCGCAAUGCUUGGGAUACCAAUUUAAUCAAGGCCAAUCCUGAAUAUCUUUCGGUCAAUUGGGAAGCUAGUGGUGGAGGCGCAUUCGCUGUUAUUCCUUUGAACGAAAAGGGUCGUCUGCCAGAACAAAUCCCAUUGUUUCGAGGCCACACUGGACCAGUUCUUGACACGGAUUGGAACCCUUUCAACGAUCGCAUUAUCGCUUCCGGAUCCGAUGACGGGAAGGUAUUUAUAUGGGAGGUUCCCCAAGGUUUCUCCCUCUAUCAAGACUCUGAAGAACCCGUCGAUGUUGCGCCUGUCAGCAAAUUGGCAGGUCAUUCUAGGAAAGUCGGACAAGUUCUUUUCAACCCCGCGGCAAACAACAUUCUCGCAUCUGCAUCUGGAGAUUACACAGUUAAGCUAUGGGAUAUCGGCACCGGAAAAGCACCUUUGACAUUGAAGCACGGAGAUAUUGUACAAAGUUUAUCAUGGAGCGCAAAUGGAGCUCUUCUGGCCACCACUUCUCGAGACAAGAAAUUACGCAUUUGGGAUACUCGACAAGAAAGACCUGCACACGAAGGGCCCGGACAUACUGGUGCAAAGAAUAGCAGAGUCGUAUGGAUGGGAGAACAUAAUCGCGUGGCUACUACCGGAUUCUCCAAGAUGAGUGAUCGUCAAUUGGCUUUGUGGGAUGUUGGUAACGCCAAGCAACCAAUUGGAGGGUUCACUGUUUUGGACUCUAUCUCGGGUGUUUGCAUGCCAUUCUGGGAUGAUGGUACUCAAUGUUUGUACUUGGCAGGCAAAGGUGACGGUAACAUUCGAUACUAUGAAUAUGAGAACGACAAGUUCGAAUUUUUGUCCGAAUAUAAGUCUAGUGAUCAACAACGUGGUAUCGCAUUCCUUCCUAGACGUGGUAUUAAUGUUCACGAGAACGAAGUCAUGAAGGGAUUUAAAACAGUCAAUGACCAAUAUGUUGAGCCUAUCUCUUUCACAGUUCCUCGCCGUGCCGAAGUCUUCCAAUCUGAUAUUUACCCACCUGCGAUUGGUUUGAAACCUGCAGUCACUGCUGAGGAAUGGCUUGCUGGUAAAGAUGGAAUUCCUGCCAAGAUCGAUUUGGAAAGUGUGUAUGAAGGAAACGGUCCAGUUGAGGUAGCAUCCGAUUAUAAACCACCUGUCACUGCACCAGCGCCAACCCCAGCCCCAACGAAGACCGCACCUCCAAAGGCAGAGCCUGAACCAGCUCCAGUUGCACAAAGAGCACCUCCACCAACUAUGUCUGAACAAAAGGGUUCCAUUUCUGCCAUGGCCUCUAAAUUCCAAGACGAUGAGGAGGAUGAAGCCGAUGAUAACUCCAGCUUCGAGGAGAUUCAAAAGCCAGUUCAGAAGUCCGUCCCAGCUCCAGCCAAGCCAGAACUAAUCAAGCCCGCUCCAACUAAGGUCACACCACCCAAGCCAUCUCCUGUAUCUCAAGCAACACCGACAUCAUUCGAGCCUGCAGCAAAGGCUACCCCCACCACUAUCGCUACCUCUUCCGGGCCCAUUUCCGCGGUUGGUGCUUCUCAACCAUCCCCAACCUCGGUUGGCGUCGAAGAUUCCCUAGCAGAAAUUAAACAACUUUUGGAAGCCCAAACUAAAACUAUUACGGCGCAAACGGAGAAAAUUGGUUUAUUGACUCAAGAGGUUGAUACAUUGAAGAUGAGAGUUGGUCCUGGUGAUCAAAGUGAAAGAAUUAGACAGUUGGAGUUGGAGUUGGAAGCUGCUAAGUCUUAAAUAUGGGAUUUAGUUGCGGGUGUGCGGUGUGCUUUGGGGGGUUGUGAGGAGUGGAAAAGAGGAGAGUACAUUACAUGACGCAGGUAUUUUUCAGGUUUUAGAGCGAUAGGCGAAUUGAUGAUGGAAAGGUGUUUCAUUCUUGUGAGAGCUAUCGUUUAAGUGAAUCUGAGACAUCUACAAUUGAGUCAUAAGUCCAGUGAACAAUUCAAAGAUGCAGGUAUGCGUCUGUCGUAGCCUAGCCCAAAUGGGCACAAUAGAUCCUAAUUUGGAUUACAUUGUCUUUUUUCAACUACCUUUAUCACUCAACUACAAACUAUAUACACCCUCGUAAUUCAGGUCCAACUUAUACACUCUAUCUUUCUUGUUCAACUCUGAUAUAUACAACAUACUCUCAUUCUUC